AUGGAGGGCAACUGCUCCGCCGAGUAUGAGAGAUACCUGACAAUUCCGAGAGAAAAUGCCACCAUCGAUUGGUUUACGGGAGGCGGCAACACGAACAGGCUUGCUCAGCCCGUAGCAAACUGCAUUCUGGGCAACACAUCUGAGUACAUCAUGAGCAAUAUGGCAGCUGCCGCAGUCGUCCUCGGCCUCAUGCCAACGAUACUCGCCACAGUCGGUAACAGCGUGGAAGAGACCUCGACGCUCUGCGUUAUUGGCCAAAGACCACUCAUCGCCUUGCUCGUGGCUGCUGGAUCGCCUGCCAUCCAUCCCGUUCGAUCGUUCAAGUACAUGGAUCCGAUGAAGCUGGUCAAGUCCCGGCGAUACCGUUUACGCACCGAACGAUCGUCCGCACCGCUCAGGAGGGUUGCGCUUGCGAUCGAACUCCUCGCUGCAGUUGUAGCCAUUAUCAAUACAUACACGCUUUGCAAUCAGCUAGGGGUCAUGGUUGUCAGUAUGCUCGCUCCUCAGCUGACUUACUUGGAGUUUCUCUGGAGCAUCAUCGGCAUCAGCUCCCACGUCUCCGCGGCCGCUAGCUUGUGGGCUCGAACUAAUAUCAAGUCUGGUAUUUCACGACGUGAAUAUAUCAUGGAAGUCCUUUCUCGACAGUUCAAGCCCCUUGAUGAGCAAGAUUGGACUAAUGCUAUGAUCGGCGAAGAUGAAACCUACCUGUCAAUGGUGUUGUCGUACUUCACAUCUCUUUUAGGUACAUGUCAUCUCAUUUACGGGAGCAUGUUAUUCUCCAGUCUUGUUUUCAUCUCUGCAACAGAUAGUCUGAAGAUCAUGGCUCGCUACAUGGCAUCGGCGAUGGUUAGCAGGUUUAUCCUCAUGUAUGAGCUCUUCUGGCUACGAGAUAUCCUCGGGGAAAAGAAAGAGCCGUUUUCAACAAAUGAAUCCAUUGAGUUGACCCAAGCAGCUGAGAUUCCGGAACAAGGCGUAAAGAGGUAUCAGAUAAGCACGGCUGAUUUGGUGACUUAUAGAAGUAUAGAGUAG
Colletotrichum costaricense is the source of this 1029-nucleotide messenger RNA. RefSeq lists its product as uncharacterized. The record is from RefSeq and is a predicted model, not a curated record. Lineage: Eukaryota; Fungi; Ascomycota; Sordariomycetes; Glomerellales; Glomerellaceae. The transcript has a single exon. Bases 1 to 1029 code for a protein of 342 amino acids.